UUUCUUUCACUCCACUUCUUAAACCCUGCACCUCUGCUUCUUGUUGCCCCAAACCUCUUCUUCUCUUUCAUUUUUUUUCUCUCUCCAAUCCAAGUGGGGUUCUCCGAUUCCCCUUAAUUUGAUUAUUUUCUGUAGAAUAGAGGGUAUAGUUUGAGACCCUUUUGGGGAGUGAGGUGUUUUGUGAGGGGAAGGAAGCAACUUUUGGUGUGGGAGAGGAGAAACUGGAAUUGGGUUUGUGGUAGAAAGGAUGAAGAUUCAGUGCAGCGUGUGUGAGGCUGCGGAGGCCAAGGUUCUGUGCUGUGCUGAUGAGGCUGCUCUGUGUUGGGAGUGUGAUGAGAAGGUUCAUGCGGCUAACAAGCUCGCCAGCAAGCACCAGAGGGUGCCUCUUUCCACCUCUUCCUCUCAUAUGCCCAAAUGUGACAUUUGUCAGGAAGCAUUAGGCUAUUUUUUCUGCCUAGAGGACCGUGCUCUGCUCUGCAGAAAAUGUGAUUUGGCAAUACACACUGCAAACGCUUAUGUCUCUGGUCAUCAGAGGUUUCUUCUAACUGGUGUAAGAGUAGGCCUUGAAGCUACGGAACUUGGUACUUCCUCAACUUCUUUGAAGACAGAUUCUGGGGAGAAAAUUUCAGACACAAAAUCUUCUUCUGUCUCUAGAAAGGUUUCCACAGUGCCUCAGCCAUCAUCAGAUUACAAUGAAGUGUUACCCAUUGAAGUUGGGGAUUUUCCACCAGCUAAGGAAUCUUUUGGUGGUGGUUCUACAGCUGGAAAUAUGUCACAGUGGACGAUUGACGAAUUUAUGGGCCUAAACGAUUUCAGUCAGAAUUAUGAUUACAUGGAAGGAUCAUCAAGGGCUGACUGUGGUAAGAUUGGGGAUUCUGGUUCUCCUGUUUUAAGAUCAAGUGAAGAGGAAAUGGAGGAAGAUGAUAACUAUUUGGAACGCAUUCCAGAUUCGUCAUGGACAGUUCCUCAAAUUCCUUCACCACCUACAGCUUCUGGGUUAUACUGGCCAAAAGACCCUCAAUUUUCAUCUGACAGUGUUCUUUCUGUUCCUGACAUAUGCUUCCCUCACAUGCAACAACCUCAAAAUAGAAGAAUUUUUUCGAGACACCGGAGCCGGAGGCAUCUCUAGUUUGUUUACACUUCUUCUGUAAUAACUUGGAGACAUUGAUUCCUUUGUUUUCUGGUAUGAUUCUAAUUUCUAAGUUCUCUCAUGUUGCAGGGAAGUUCCAUUUGAUUAGUUACAUUUACAUGUUCCUAUUCUUGGAUGUCUGUUUCUUCUAGGGAGUAAUCUCCAACUCUCUACAUGUUAUUGGGAAUUUUCCUAGUAAAGCAGCAACAUAUAAUGGGAGUGUAGAAGGGUUUUACUAUUAUGCUUGGUCUUGUAGCAUUCUCAUUUCUGUUGUAGAAUCCUAUGUAGAUGAAUCUGUUGGGUUAUAAUUGAGAUUUGAUUCAAUAUUGGUUUGUUGUAUAAGAGUUUUGCUCUUGCACUUGCUUCUAA
This is a messenger RNA of Cajanus cajan (pigeon pea), 1498 nucleotides long. RefSeq names its product light-regulated zinc finger protein 1 (gene LZF1). The record is from RefSeq and is a predicted model, not a curated record. Gene Ontology annotation, cellular component: nucleus. Gene Ontology annotation, biological process: photomorphogenesis; regulation of DNA-templated transcription. Gene Ontology annotation, molecular function: zinc ion binding. NCBI's taxonomy places the organism in Eukaryota, Viridiplantae, Streptophyta, Magnoliopsida, Fabales, Fabaceae.